ACGUUUCUUUCACGGAUGCUUUUCAUAUAGUUGCUUUAGGAAAGCAGUCGAUAGAAAAGGAGAAUGGCGCCAAAUUUCUGUGGGUGGAAUGGCAACGAAAGGAUACUUGCCUAUGGUUCUGCCUGAGAAGGCUUGAAAUGUUUUCAAGUGUUGAGGACUCAACACAAACUGUUACAACCAAACAGAUAUUAUCAAACCGUUCCAUUAAACGUCUAGAUAAGGACGUAUCAGACCGAAUUGCAGCCGGUGAAGUCAUUUUGAGGCCUGCUUCAGUUGUUAAGGAGCUUUUGGAAAAUAGUAUCGACGCACAGGCCACUCGGAUUGAAGUUUCUUUGCUGGAUGGAGGUCUAAAGACGAUAAGGUUUAAGGAUGACGGCGAAGGAAUUCAUCCCGAUGACUUGAAUCUCUUAUGUGAAAGGUUUGCCACGAGCAAAAUGACGAAAUAUGAAGAUCUAUUGUCAAUCGGUACGUUUGGUUUUAGAGGCGAAGCUCUUGCAAGUAUUAGUUUUGUCUCCCACCUCACAGUAACGACCAUGAAGGAGAACAGUGACUUUGCACACCAAGCAUAUUUUGAAAAUGGUCGUUUGGUUCCGUCAGAUAUACUUGGUGCGUCCAAUCCCAAAAAGUGUUCAGGAGUCAAAGGCACCACUUUUAUUGUGGAGGACCUCUUUUAUAACUGUCCUUUGCGAAGAAGGAGUCUGAGUAACUCGAAGGAAGAGUAUCGUUUUAUUAUCGACCUUCUAAUGAAAUAUAGUAUUCGUUAUCCUUCUGUAUCUUUUAGCUGCAGAAGACUUGAAAACGCAAAGUACGAUUUCUUCACCCCAAGUGUCGAUUCCGAACUAGCAAGUAUUGGUAACGUUUACGGCAAGGAAUUGACAGAAGAGCUACUCGAAGUCGGCCCACUUUGUACAAGUUUUUCAUUUCAUGGUUACAUCAGCAAUGCAAAUUUCUCUUUGCGAAGACCACAAUAUCUUUUUUUUGUUAAUGGGAGAUUGAUAGAAUGGCAGUCGCUAAAAAAAGCCAUAUCCUCUUUGUAUAAUUCAUUACUUCCAAAGGGUGGUCAUCCAUUUAUUUAUAUUGAUGUGACAAUCGACCCGCAUCGUUUGGAUGUCAAUGUUCAUCCUGCAAAGCGACAGAUAUGUAUAUUAGACGAAGAAUAUAUUAUAGAAAAAUUAUUGCAUUCCAUCGAAACAAAGUUGACAAUGACUAGUUCGUCAAGAAAUUUUUACACGGUCUCAUUGCGGGACACGUCUUAUCGUGGAAGCAUAGAAUCAUUUGCGUCACAUCUUGAAAAGUAUACCUUAGACUGUCAAAGUCUCUCCGAAAGAAAGCGUGGUGAAAGCAGUAGAAGUGAAGGUUCCAAUUUUGGUAGUGAAUUGCAUGCCGCUGUUCAACCUAGUUUGAGUGGGACACCUUCAAAGGAAAGACGACCAUAUAAAAAGGUUCGGACAAGUAUCCUCCAGUCCAGUUCUAGUCUUGACUCUUUUUUGGCUACGAAAGCUAGUUCUGGUACCAACUUAGCAAGUGAAGAUAAAGUUGUUCAGGAAGGGUCACCAACGCAGAAUGAUGCCUCUACUCUUCCACAGUCAAACAGUUCAGAUAAUUUUUUUUCUAAUGAUGUCGAACUCGAUUUAGCAGUUGACGAGGAUGUCUUUCACAAAUGGAACAGAAAAUCUUUAGUAUUCUUUUUAAGAGAACGCGUGGAAUUACUUGAGAAAGACUGUAAUGCUGGCCUCAAGAAAAUGCUGAACGAGUCUUGUUUUAUAGGAAGCGUUGACGAAGAUCAUAUCCUAGUACAAUACCAGACAAAAUUGUUUUGGUUAAACUUGACACAUUUAUCAAAACGGAUGCUUUUUCAAAAGAGCCUGAAAAUGAUUCAACGCUUCGAUUCUGUCUUUAUUCCGAAGAUAUCGGUGUUUCAAUCCGUUCUCAGGCACAUAAACAAUCCUAUUGAGAAAUAUGAGCUGCAACAGGAACACCACUAUGAAAUAGUGAAGGAGGUUUGUAAUGUGCUUUCAAAAUACCGCAAUCUUCUUCAUGAAUACUUUGCCAUAACUUUUGAAGGAAAUCAGCUCUCGAACUUUUCGUUGAUCAGAAUGCCUCGUUUAAGCGAAGAAUUCUCAUUUCAACAACACCUCAUUGGCGAGUUCUUGUUUCGUCUUGGUGGAGAAACAAGAUGGCAUGACCUGGAAUUCUUUCUAGAGGAUGUUUGUACUUCACUCUCCUGUCUGUUUUCUUGUUGGUCCAAAUGUAACGAAGAUGCAGUUGAAGAACCCAUGCGUAACUUAUCUACUCUAGAGACUAGCGACAGAAAACGACAACAUGCUCUAUUUGAGACUUUGCGGAAUAACUUCGACCCUCCCAAGGAUUGUUCGACAAACGGAGAUGUUAUUGAAAUAACAUCCCUGGAAAGACUAUAUAGAGUUUUUGAAAGAUGCUAACUUUAUCUUGUAUAAAUUCUAUGAAACUCAGCGAGUCAAUUUUCCACCGAAAUAUUUUAUCAAUGUCUCUAUUUUUAUACAGCGAGCGAGGUUGUAUGCAAACUUGUUACUAAGCGGUUUUUCCAUAACAGACACAUUUUUAUGAAUCUUGAUUCUAUUGGGAACUCGAGAAUUUGGUUCCUUACUUGUUUUUGGAUAUGAAGUAACUAGUUUUGAUGUUACUCCUGUCCUUGGUUGUUUAACUGUUUUGCAAAAACCAUUCUCUGAGUAGACAAAUAAAGUUGAGCCAAAUGACCCGUGAAAGAAUUGAUACAAAAUAAGCGCUAUAGCUUCACCACUAUGCCAAAAAUUUUGAGGAAACUAUUGUGUUUGUGGAUAUUUUCCAAAAAUAGAAGACUAUUCCCAUUUCUAAGAAGAAGUGAUCAAUGAACCAGAGCAAAUAGCCCUUGCAAAGGAAUACGAAAUCAAGAGUUUAGAGCUGUUACCUUUCCCGCACUAUCACUGUCUUCUUAAACAAUAUGCUACUAUGCCUCCAGAAAGUGCUAAUAACGGAAUCCGCAAUAUGCCUUUUUCCUUGUAUGUGUGCUAACAAGAUCAAAAGACUGUAUCAAAUAACAGUCACGAUUCUAAAGAAAAGAAGCAUUCUUAUCGAUAUCAUGCAAUGACUUUUCAUCAUACUUCUGGGGUUAGGGGGAGUCGU
Messenger RNA from Galdieria sulphuraria, 3141 nucleotides. RefSeq names its product DNA mismatch repair protein MLH1. Gene Ontology annotation, biological process: mismatch repair. The transcript has 2 exons. Gene Ontology annotation, molecular function: ATP binding; mismatched DNA binding; ATP-dependent DNA damage sensor activity. The record is from RefSeq and is a predicted model, not a curated record. Gene Ontology annotation, cellular component: MutLalpha complex. The coding region runs from base 138 to 2441 and encodes 767 amino acids. NCBI's taxonomy places the organism in Eukaryota, Rhodophyta, Bangiophyceae, Galdieriales, Galdieriaceae.